AUUAUAUUGAGAAUGACUGAUACUAAAGGAUCAAUGGUGGCUCCAUUAUCUAAAUAUAAAUUAGUAUUCUUAGGAGAUUAGUCUGUAGGGAAAACUUCAAUAAUAAAUCGUUUUAUGUUUGAUACAUUUGAUGGUAAAGAUCAUGUAAUACAGUUUGAAUAUUCAAGCCUACAGUUGGCAUUGAUUUUAUAUCUAAGACCCUCUACUAUGAGGAUAGAACCAUUCGUCUUUAAUUAUGGGAUACUGCAGGAUAAGAGAGAUUCAGAUCACUUAUACCAAGUUAUAUUAGAGAUAGUGCUGUUGCUGUAGUUUGUUAUGAUGUUGAGGGUAAAUUAUGAUAAUAGAAAGUGAAAUAAUCAUUUGAUAGUGUUGCAAAAUGGAUUGAAGAUGUACGACUAGAAAGAGGGAAUGAUGUAAUAAUUUUUUUAGUGGCCAACAAGAUUGAUCUUGAAAAUAGGUAAUGAUUUGCAUAAUAAUGGUAAGAGUUGUAUCCACAGAGCAAGGAUCUACUUUAGCUAAGGAACAAGAUGCUCAUUUUAUCGAAGUUAGUGCAAAAUCUGGAAGCAAUGUUGAGUUACUAUUUAAAUAAAUUGCAGCCACACUUCCAGGUACUGAAACAUCUUAAAUGGUUAAUUCUGUUGUUAAUAAUCCAACAUAAUGUAUUACUAUUUGUAUAUUCAUAAGCAAAUAAUAUAAAAAUAGAAAACACAAAAAAUUAAGAUUAGGAAACGAAUGAUAAAAAGUCAUGUUGUUGA
Molecule: messenger RNA, 755 nt
Organism: Paramecium primaurelia
Lineage: Eukaryota; Ciliophora; Oligohymenophorea; Peniculida; Parameciidae
Source: the annotation of a GenBank genome assembly